This is a messenger RNA of Penicillium brevicompactum, 2874 nucleotides long. RefSeq names its product U3 snoRNA-associated protein UTP13. Lineage: Eukaryota; Fungi; Ascomycota; Eurotiomycetes; Eurotiales; Aspergillaceae. Gene Ontology annotation, molecular function: protein binding; U3 snoRNA binding. Gene Ontology annotation, biological process: endonucleolytic cleavage in 5'-ETS of tricistronic rRNA transcript (SSU-rRNA, 5.8S rRNA, LSU-rRNA); endonucleolytic cleavage to generate mature 5'-end of SSU-rRNA from (SSU-rRNA, 5.8S rRNA, LSU-rRNA). The coding region runs from base 1 to 2874 and encodes 957 amino acids. The transcript has 3 exons. Gene Ontology annotation, cellular component: nucleolus; small-subunit processome; 90S preribosome. The record is from RefSeq and is a predicted model, not a curated record.
AUGUCGAAAGCUAUUGUUAAAACGACCUUCGAGGCGUCCCGUACGCUCCGUCCCAUUUACACCGGUGGCAGCACGGCACUCGAUGCCAGUGGCCGUAUCUUGCUGAGCUGCGUGGGCGAAGAUGCGUUGAUCGUCGAUUUGGAGACUGGUAACCAGCUUACUAGUCUUGAAGGAGAUGGAGAAAUUGUCACUGGUCUAGCGAUCACACCUUCUGCCACACAUGCCAUUGUUUGCUCGCGCUCGAUGUCUAUGCGCAUCUACUCCCUCACAACUUUCGACGAAUCAUCGCAAACCAUUGAAGCAAAGCUUCUCCGCACUCUCAAACCUCACACAGCACCAGUUGUAACCAUCUCGGUGGAUCCCACUGGUACACUGCUUGCCACUGGUGGUGCCGAUGGCUCCAUCAAGGUUUGGGACAUUCGAGGUGGCUUUGUCACCCACACCUUCCAUGGUCAUGGUGGUGUUGUUUCAGCCCUUUGCUUUUUCGAAGUUCCUACCGCCGACGGCGAGAGCAAGCGCUCGAAGCGCAAAGCUGCAGGUGAUGAGGAUGAGGAAUCCACCUCCGCUGGUUCUACUGCAGGAUUCCGCCUAGCCUCCGGUAGCGAGGAUGGCAAGUUGCGUGUGUGGGACCUUCAUAAGCGGAAGUCAAUCGCAUCGCUCGAGUCACAUGUAUCCCUCGUUCGAAGCUUGUCGUUCUCACCGUCAGAGAACGCACUGAUCUCAGCUAGCAGAGAUAAGACGGUGAUUGUUUGGGAUGCGCGCACUUGGAAGACUCGUCGCAUCAUCCCUGUUUUAGAGAGUGUGGAAGCCGCAGCUUUCAUUGCGGACACUCCGCUGUGUGUUAUCGGUGGAGAGAACGGCAAGCUGCGAGUGUGGGAUUGCAACCGCGGAAGUGAGGUCACAGAAGAGCAAGAAGCCGGUGAAGAGUAUGAAAGUGUUGUCGCCAUCCAAUACUCCGCUGGACUAUCCUUCGUCCUUACUGUCCACGCAGAUCAGACUUUGCGGGUUCACUCACUGGAGGCCCUAUCAGAAUACAAGCCAGGGUCUAGCUUGGAGCCACUUACAGUCGUUCGCCGCAUCUCUGGCAAUGACGAUGAAAUCAUUGAUCUUGCAUAUGUUGGAGCUGAUCGAUCUAUGAUCGCAUUGGCCACAAACACCGAGACCAUUCGAGUAGUCUCAUGUGCCCCGUCUGAAGAUCGACCUUCGGAUCAAGGCGAGGAGUACUUUGGUGCCGAUGUCACCCAUCUGGAGGGCCACGACGAUAUCAUUAUCUGUUUGGACGUUGACUGGUCAGGACACUGGCUUGCAACCGGUGCCAAGGACAACACAGCCCGUCUCUGGCGCCUUGACCCCAAGACAUCUUCUUAUACGUGCUUUGCUGUCUUCACGGGACACGCCGAGUCUUUGGGAGCAAUUGCUCUUCCCCGUGCGCCCCCAGCUGUUGGUAGCGCCGCUUAUAACGACCCCGUGAACCACCCCCCCUCAUUCUUGAUCACCGGUUCUCAAGAUCGCACCAUCAAGCGAUGGGAUACCAGCAAGCUUGCUCCCUUGAAGGGAGAAAAGCACCACUCCCCCAAGGCGAUUUACACUCGCAAAGCCCACGAGAAGGAUAUCAACGCCAUUGAUGUCGACUCUACAUCCGAAUUGUUCGCCUCCGCGUCACAAGAUCGCACCGUGAAGAUCUGGGCCGCCGACGAAGGUACAGCAGUGGGUGUUUUGCGCGGACACAAGCGAGGCGUUUGGUCUGUGCGCUUUGCUCCUCAAGGCACUCCGAUCAUCAACUCGGAUUCCCGCACAAGCACAAGCCGUGGCCUGGCAGUCACAGGCUCGGGUGACAAGACCGUCAAGCUCUGGAGCUUGUCAGACUACAGCUGUCUUCUUACUUUCGAGGGCCACACAAACAGCGUUCUCAAAGUCCUCUGGCUGCCCCCUCCCCAGGUCUCUAACAGAGAGGAUGAGGAUGAGGAUGAAGAGGCAGCUGCGGCACGCAAGAACGAGGCCAUCCAGGCUCGCCCUCUUGUCGCCUCCGCCGCCGCGGACGGUCUUGUUAAGAUCUGGUCUCCCUACACAGGCGAGCUCGAAACAACUCUAGAUAACCACAUCGACCGAGUCUGGGCUCUCGCCAGCCCAACACCAUCCGGCUCACGUUCAGACGUGAAGCAGACCUCUCAAACUCCCUACGCCAUCGCCUCCGGCUCCGCCGAUGCUACUGUGACUUUCUGGACCGAUACCACAUCGGCCACCUACACCGCCGCUGUCAAUGCCAACUCUGCUCGCGUCGAGCAAGACCAAGAAUUGCAGAACUACAUUCGUGCCGGUGCCUACCGUGAAGCCAUCACUCUGGCGCUUCAGCUCAACCACCCUGGCAGACUCCUCUCCCUCUUCACGACCGCCAUCAACGCCGCGGAUGACCCCACGUCCUCAGCUGAGGACCGCGAACGUGCCGCUGCCAGUCUCUCUGGCAACCCUGACAUCGAUGAGGUCCUGCAGAACUUGGACCCAGCGAAUCUGCGCACUCUUCUGCUCCGUCUUCGUGACUGGAACACCAACGCCCGCACAUCCCGCGUCUCGCAGCGCAUCCUCUAUGCCUUGUUCCGCUCCUACCCUGCAUCCACCUUCGUGGAGCUGGCGACACAGUCCGUUCGUGGAAAGAAUGGUCGUGCCGCUGCCGGUUUGAAAGACAUUCUGCAGGCGCUGGCUGCGUACACAGAGAGACACUACCGUCGGGUCGAAGAGCUGGUGGAUGACAGCUAUCUGGUGGAGUGGGUUCUCGGUGAGAUGGAUGGUGGUGUUGGACUUGGUGGACUUCGUGAUCUGACUGUAGGUGAUGUUGAGGAAGAGCACGAGAAGGAUGUUAUCAUGUUAGAAGCAUAA